GGUCAGAGUUGAAUUGCAUGUCUCUGUUAGGAAACACUUACGGUUGUGUAACGUUUUAAAAAAAAAUCGAUGCCCAGUCUUCCUACCGCUGUUGCGUGAGAGGACCCUUUUAAAUAAGGAUGCUGCUCCCUUCAUUACGGACGUUGGUGUCGUGUGGCUUUCGAAAUGCUGGGAGAGGAUUUCAGCAGAGCAAUCGGACUCCUCAUUUGCGGCAAUGGCUGGCGAAGAGAAGCCAGCACACCAUCACAGCAGAGGCAGGAGCCAACACAGCUCCAGCUACAGUUCCCAACGCGGCCACCAAUCGGAUCCUCGGCCGAUGGCUGUUGGGCUGCAGUGGACUGGUGGUCGGGGCAGUGGUGUUGGGAGGUGUCACAAGGCUGACGGAGUCAGGGCUCUCAAUGGUAGACUGGCACCUGGUGAGAGAGAUGAAGCCUCCUCAGACUCGGGCCGAGUGGGAGGCUGAGUUCGCCAAGUACCGGCAGUUCCCAGAGUUCAAAAUAAUGAACCAUGACAUGACUCUACCAGAGUUUAAGUUCAUCUUCUACAUGGAGUGGGGCCACAGGAUGUGGGGCAGGCUGGUAGGGCUGGCCUAUGUCCUCCCCACGAUCUACUUCUGGAAGAAAGGCUACUUCAACAGAUCUAUGAAGGGACGUGCACUGGGACUCUGUGGAUUUGUGUUCUUUCAGGGCCUCCUGGGCUGGUACAUGGUGAAGAGUGGUCUGGAGGAGAAGCCAGAGUCCUAUGAUGUCCCCCGAGUCAGUCAAUAUCGCUUGUCUGCUCACCUAGGGUCAGCUCUGCUGCUCUACUGUGCUAGUCUAUGGACCGGACUCACACUGAUGGUCGAGCCGCACAAGUUGGCUAAUACUAAGCGUCUGAACCAGCUGAGGAGGUUUGCUAAGGGCACUGCAGGAUUGGUCUUCCUCACCGCACUCUCAGGUGCGUUUGUAGCAGGGCUGGAUGCUGGGUUGGUGUAUAACUCGUUCCCUCUGAUGGGAGACAGAUGGAUCCCUGAUGACCUCCUGGCCUUUUCUCCAACACUCAAGAACUUCUUUGAGAACCCCACCACUGUUCAGUUUGACCAUCGAGUUCUGGCAAUCUCGUCUCUGACAGCCAUCACAGGUCUCUAUAUGUUCUCCAGGAGGAUGAUUCUACCUAGGAGAGCUAAGAUAGCCAUAUCCUGCCUUACAGCUAUGGCCUAUGCGCAGGUUGCCCUGGGCAUCAGUACCCUGCUUCUUUACGUGCCCACUCCCCUGGCAGCGACCCACCAGUCAGGCUCUGUCGCCCUGCUCUCAUUGGCCAUCUGGGUCCUCGCAGAGCUCAGGAAGGUGGCCAAGUAGAUGCCCACUUUGCCAUGACUCGAUCAGGCCUCCAGAGACAAACCAGUCCAAGGGGUAUAAAAAUAAAGAAUAUUGACAAGAUGCUCCAGGAAGAAAGAGAGGAGAGAAUCAUUCUAUAAAACAAUGGAUUGGGUCUGGGAACUUCUAUGUUGCAAAGCUGCAAGCUCCUUCCACCGGUUUGAAGUUAUAUCAUAACAUUAGAAUUCAGUUAUAUAAAGGUUGUUUUGAUCGAUGCAAUGGCAAGAAUGUUCAAGCUUAUUUCACUACAUUUUUCCCCAGCAGUGCAGUGGUUGGGCCAGGUGGUGAGUCGCCUGUAGUUUAGAAAUAUCACUGAAAGGCAUUACUGUAGCUGACGACAGGUUACAUUUCAAUGUCACUAGAUAGCGACUAUUAAUAAACUGAAAUUGAGUUGAGUAGUGUAGAAUCUUAGCAUCAAAUCUGAAAACAGAUUUGACUCAAUAGGUGAAUAUCACAGCCGAUCACAACACUGCCGGGUAAGUAAUACUGUGAAACACUGAUUCCACUGUUAGUGGCAGACAUAUUACGGACAUUUUCAUAAAUUAUAUUGCAAAAAUUCUGAAAAGAAAUCCUAUGUUGGCACAUUUUAAUGCCUUCAGAAAGUAUUUAUACACCUUGACUUGUUGUUGUUACAGCCUGAAUUUCAAGAAAUAAAAAAGUGCAUUCGGAAAGUA
Molecule: messenger RNA, 2029 nt
Organism: Oncorhynchus gorbuscha (pink salmon)
Lineage: Eukaryota; Metazoa; Chordata; Actinopteri; Salmoniformes; Salmonidae
Gene: cox15
Product: cytochrome c oxidase assembly protein COX15 homolog
Exons: 9
Coding region: 120-1337 (405 amino acids)
Biological process (GO): heme A biosynthetic process
Cellular component (GO): mitochondrial inner membrane
Molecular function (GO): oxidoreductase activity, acting on NAD(P)H, heme protein as acceptor
Source: RefSeq, a predicted model, not a curated record